AAGGUGUGGCCUAUGAUUUCACGGAGCUUGUAGUCUGGCGGAGACUGCACGGCAAAAGAGGCAAUUCUGCUACAGCGGGAAGCGAUGCUAUGAGUGGAGUCACAGAAGGUUUUAGAACCUUACCGAGUUCUGGGAUGAAGUGGAAAGAUACCCUAAAGGAAGUGAAUUUGAGUUGAAAGCUAAGGGGGAGGUGCACCUGACCUGGAUAAAGAGAAGUGAAGAGACAGAAGGAACAAUAUAUGCAAAAGCGUGAUAGAGAAACAUAUUAGAUGAGUUUGGCUGAAAUGUAGUUGGAGGGAGAGUGAGUAGUAGGUGAGACUGAAGCGUUAAGCAGGGGCCAGGUCAUACAGAACAUCGUAAGCCAUUUUAACAGCCUGAAUCUUAUUCCGAAAACAGUGGCCAGCCACUGAAAGAUUUUAAAUAGGAAGAGGACACAAAAAGACUUUAGUUUUCACACAUUCUUCGUUCCUGUGGAGAAAGGAUUGGAGAAGACCAAGGCUGACGGCAAAGACAUGAGAUAGGCAACUAUAGCAAUAAUGGUGACAAGAACUGGUAGUGAUCUAAACUGGAACUUGGCAGUGGGGAUGGAAGUGAACUGAUUAAAAAAUCAGUUAAGACUUAGGUACUGAGUGGAUGUAAGGGCUUGAAAGAGGAAUCAGUCAAAGAUAAGCCUCAGGUUUGGGGCCUAGACAACUGAGUGGAUGGUGAUGUCUGUCCUGAUGGCCCCAAGGACAGUGUCACCUUGGUCUACAGUCUGAAUACUAGGCUUGUCAGACUUUGUGGGACCAACUACUCUUUAGUCACCAUGCUGUUUGUUGACAUCAGUGCAUGCAUCUAUCUUCACAAAGGCACAUAGUGUGAGGGCAACUACCUUCAAAGUUGCCGUAUUGGCUUUGCCCCUACUUGUGGAAAGGUGGCUCAGUGGAUUGUAACUCCAAAAUCAUGGCUUCCUGGCCAUGGUGAUCUGGAUGACCUACAUUCUUUUGUUGCUUGGAGAAUGGGAAAUGCCGGGUUUGGUGAUAUCUCUUCCUUCAAAAAAAUGGAAGAGCUGAAUAAGAUUUUCUAUCACUGUCCUAUGAAAUCUUCAAACAACACAAGCCACUCAACAUCAAAAUGGUCUUCAGCGAAGAGACAAGCCCUUGCCUAUUUCUUUGCAAACCCACACUAUGGCAGCAUCAUUAAUGCAGACGGCCAUGCUGAAGUGUGGACAGAUUGGAAUAGUAUGUCCAAGUUUUUCCAGUAUGGAUGGAGAUGUACCACUAAUGAGAAUACCUAUUCAAACCGUACCCUGAUGGGCAACUGGAACCAGGAAAGAUAUGACCUAAGGAAUAUCGUGCAACCCAAACCUUUGCCUUCCCAGUUUGGACACUACUUUGAAACAACAUAUGAUACAAGCUGUAACAACAAAAUGCCACUUUCAACACAUAGAUUUAAGCGAGAGCCUCACUCGUUCCCAGGACAUCAACCUGAGCUGGAUCCUCCUGGAUACAAAUGCACAGAAAAGUCAACUUAUAUGACUAGCUACUCAGACCCUCAAAUUGGGCAUGACUCUGCAUGUGUGUGGAAUCCUAAUAACUGCCGACUUAAGGAGCCAGGAUUCUAAGAAAGAAUAAGAGGCUUCAUUUUUCCAGAAUAGAUUGUAGGAAGGAGCAUAUUCUAAGCACAACUAAGAAUCUAGCUGAUGAGAGCACAAUUUCACAAUCUGAAUAAAGAAAGCACGGAGAAUA
This is a messenger RNA of Herpailurus yagouaroundi (jaguarundi), 1727 nucleotides long. RefSeq names its product cilia and flagella associated protein 68 (gene CFAP68). Gene Ontology annotation, biological process: flagellated sperm motility. Lineage: Eukaryota; Metazoa; Chordata; Mammalia; Carnivora; Felidae. The record is from RefSeq and is a predicted model, not a curated record. The coding region runs from base 998 to 1603 and encodes 201 amino acids. The transcript has 4 exons. Gene Ontology annotation, cellular component: nucleus.